Molecule: messenger RNA, 6702 nt
Organism: Rodentolepis nana
Lineage: Eukaryota; Metazoa; Platyhelminthes; Cestoda; Cyclophyllidea; Hymenolepididae
Source: the annotation of a GenBank genome assembly
AUGGAGCUGUUUGAAAUGGGGAUAGGUCUAGUCAGAGAUGAAUCUGAUUUCAUCAAACAUGUAUGCCAUCGCUUCUGUGUUACUCCUUCGGACGUUCAUGAAAAACUAACAGCGGACUGUGUUGCGGAGAAUUUCGAUUCUCCACUAUGUCGAGGGAUUAAGUCAUUAUUUCGAUACGAUUGCCUAUGUGGCUCUACAGAAAAUCCAUCGAAACUCUCGAAUCAAUAUUUGUUUACCAAAUUAUUCGCUCACCUGAUUGCUGGCCCGAUGGGAAUUGACGAAUUAUCGCGUGCCUUGAAAAAUUUCGACUAUUCAGAUCGCUGCAGUUUGGUAUGGAUUGGCGACUACUUUGCCUAUCGUUGUCGAACAUGUGGACUUACUCCUAGUAUGUCACUCUGUGGAGUUUGCUUCAAUGCUGGAAAUCAUGAAAACCACGACUUCAAUAAAUUUAAAAGCACUUGUGGUGGGGCCUGCGAUUGCGGCGAUCCAUCCGUUAUAAAACCAUCUGGAAAUUGUCGUUUUCAUGGACCGGAUAAAGUUGCCAACAGGCCAUGCCCACCUAGGAAAUUAAUUGCUGCAUUACAAUUCCUUCUUCCAAGUGUUAUAAAGGCUCUGAUGUACUGGUUUUGGGAUCAGUGCAAAUCAGUGGAGCCCUCUUUGAAUGAACAUGAAGCCCCAAUGCUCUUCUUCCUUCACCGUCUUCAUGCUUGCGGUUGGUUCACUCAGCAAUUAAUGGUCAACGCCAUGAUUGACCCCAAGCUCUUUACAGAACUAAUCACAGAUUGCUCUGCUACUCCUGCUUAUCGUUCGUACAAAGCUAGUAUUGCCACCAGACACAAGACUAAUGCCCAAGGAUCUGAACGAAAUUUGUCAAUCAAAGAGCUGAAACACAGGACACUUCUUGAAUCCUUCCUUUACACAAUCGUCAAACUUCGCUUUCCUGAAAGUUUGAGUACUCUUCUAAUUGGUCUCCUUCCUAUUAGCGAGUUUAAAAAAAUGUUUAUCGAUGCGUACGUGGACCAUUAUGAGACAAUAGCAUCUACUCUUAUGAUUUCUUCACGUGUCAGGAAUAUUUCUCCAGAAGUCGCCAUGCAAUUAAACAAUCGGAUUGUGCACAUCUCAGUCCAGUUAUUUAGUGGAGUUGAUCAUGCUCUUCGCAUGGUUAAAGAAAAGAGACUGCAUGAUAUAAUUGUUAAAUGGAUGAAGAAUAUGUUUACCACAAGUCGUACACGCUUGGAUGAUCGUGGAAAGAUGGUAGUGAAUUGCGAUGGUGUUCUCAUUCAAAACAAUGCCUUCUGGCCAUUGACGUCGGAUUUAAGUAAUAUUGUCUCUCAUAAAGUUGUUGCGGAUGUUUUCGUCGAAGAUAUGAAUUUCUUGACCAGUUGGACUGAUAUUCUCAAACUCAUGCAGUUUAUGAAUUGUUUUUCACUGAAAGAGGGUAGCCACAUUGAAUACGAAACAAUGGCAUGCUAUCACGGUUUGACGAUGGAAAUUGAAGUUAGCAUCGGUAUUAUGUGGUACUUGUGGGAGCAUUACAAGUCCUCGACAGAGAAAGAACAUUGUCUCAUGUAUACCCGAGCGUGUGUUGAGUCAUUGGCUCAUCAUUUGACCUAUCUGGGUCGUUUGGUGCCCACUGCCACUCAAUGGGCGCAUCCCAUUCGCGGACCACUCAGCCUCCACCUACCACUUAGUCGUCAUGCUGCCUGUUUCCUAAGUCUUGCAAUCUUCACACAUCACACCAACUUGAAGGAUGUCAUGGACCCUUUCCUCUCUCGUAGUCCCAAUGCUCUCAGACGUCUUAUGGAGGAAUUGGCCAAUGUACUACUGGGUUGUCAGGAGGUAAUCAUCGGUUACUGGGUUAGAAAUGGCCAAUCUGUUCGGCAGUUAGUCACCCACUAUAUGCACAGCCAAAUGUGCUACUCUAUGAUUGACUUGGACAUCUUCCUCUUUCAAGUCUGCGCUGCUCUCAUGCAUCCAGUUUACAUUCUCAAUUCUCUGGUUGAUCAGGCACGUCUUCUGCAAAACUUCUGUUUUCAUCGGGAAUUGUUGGGUCUGAUCAAGUCACCGGGAUCGAGGCCAGGAGUAGUUGUCGAUCGCCAGCCGUUGGCUAUUGAAGCAUGGCUCACGAAUCUCUGUUGGAUACUCGAUCUUCGAAAUAAUCUAGGUCUUUCUGAGACUGGUCUUAUUGAAAAAGAGUUGAUCUGCUUCCUAGCGCAUAGUACUCGAAAGCGAAGUGAUCUCUCAUCUCUGCUUCCCGAUCGUUGCAUGCCCCAGAACACGGAUAUUAUUGACGAGUGUCUAAAUCGGGUUGCCACCUAUGUCGCACCCUCUUGCGAUAGUGCAUCCGGUUCCCUUAUCAGUGGAAGCUACUCACUCAAACCGGAGUUAUGGGAUGAGAAGUUUGAUCCGGUCUUCUUCACUCUUCGAAUGGCUAGCAAGAAGGAACAGACUUCAGCCAUGGAGAAAUAUCGACCUCAUUGUCGACAAAGGACUGGCAUUCAGAAUACUUCUUCAUUUUGGCCCCCAUACCGCCUUCCCCUUGAGCUCUCGCCAGAUUUUGCCGAUUUGGAAAAUGUUCUUCAUAGUCGGCAUUUCCACUAUCUCCUCUUUUCUCUCCUCAGUUUGUUUGUGUACGGUGAUCCUCUGGUGCCUGAGGAAAGUCUCGUUAUGGUUAUACAUCUUCUCUACAGAGCUGUUGUUGCUGGAGGCUUGCUUCUCACACAAGGCAGGGAUUCCAAUCGUCUGGCGGUUGAAAUCGAGCCCACAAUGCCCUGUUUUGAUCCAAUUCAAUGCACAGAAGCUGUGAUGGCUGCUACCAAUAGAGAAGCGGAACUCGAAGCCAUGCAGUUUGCUGAUGCAGAUUCUGACAAUGAAGAGGUAUUAGAGGAAUUCGUUGAGCACGAUGUAACGCAGGAUGCGUAUUUUGAAGAAAUGGGUGAAGAUGAAUUGGAUGAGACUAUGGAGGGCAAUGAUCCCCAAGCCCCAAGUAGCCGUGGUACAGAAGCUAUGGAAGUUGAGGAACCUGUGAUUUCAGCUACUAGUACUUCAUCUCUCCGUCGAGUCAAUGCCUUCCGCUUGCGUAAACCCUCAAACAUCCCUCUCAAGUGGGACCUUAGCAUUGUUGCCUGCCCUUUUCCUAUUCCCACCACUCUGUCCACUAUCUUCCAGAACCUACCCACUUGGCUUGGAACCACUCCACAGACUGUCUCUCCCGUUGAAUUGGAAACGAAAACAUCUAUCAAUGGAAACGAAUAUAAAAUCCCUGCGAGAAACGAUUCAAUUGUGAUGGUAGACAGUUUGCUCUCGUUAUUGGUUAAAUCUCAUGCUCGCCUCUUCUUGAACCGAGCUUCAAUAUCCACGACAGACCAACAGGGUCAACAAUCUAAAGCGCCUAGUGCACAGGAUACCUCCUUCCUUCAACUUCCUUCUAUAUCAGAUGAAAAGAAACCUUCUAAUUGCGAUCUUACUGCUCGUUGUAUGGCUGUUCUCAAUUCCACAGGCUUGGAGGAAACACCUGAUGGAACGCCAAGAAUUUCUUCUCUCGCUCGUGCAAUUCAAGCUGAUGCGUCUGAUGGCACUCCUGAUGAGAAAAUGGUGAAAGUACUUGCAGAAAUGCCACCUGAGUUACGUUAUUUUGCUGUCUCUCCACCUGCCUAUAAGCUUCCUGGCGAUAGAUCUACAAAAACGACUUUUGAACAGCCAUCAACUAGCAUGAGUGAUUGUAAACCUAGCGUAGAUUGUGGUGAUGGAGUCUUCUGGAUAGGCCGACUAUUAGACAAGAUUGUUGAAAGCUCUCCUGAAUGUGAGGAGGAAUUGAGAGUCUAUAUUGAAAGAGCCAAUGAUCCUUUUGACUUGGCUAAACAGCCAGAGAGAACGAGUUCAGAAGAAGCAAAUAGCUCUUUACUUCCCUCAAACCUCCAGGGUAAUGCUAGAACACGCGCUCAACGUAAGAGGGCAGCUUCAGAGAGGCGAAAAAAAUUGAUGGAUAUGAUGGCCUCCAAACAGCGGGCGUUUGCGGAAAACUUUCUCAAGGAUAUGGAUAUGGAUAAGGUUGAUGAUGAGACUAGUGAGAAUUUGACCUCACAGGUGGAAUGCGAAUAUAACUGUGUCAUUUGCCAAACCAAACCGGAGACACCUCAGCCCAUGGUCUUGCUUGUCAUGCUUUGCGAGUCUGGAUUCAUACAAGAAAUGCGCAACUACUCCAACCUCCCUCGUUUAAGUAAUGAGCGAAUGACCUACAGCCGAGGUUACCUCUGUGAGGACUCCUGCAUCCCCAAACCCCUUCCCAUUUUGCCACCAGAACUGCGUCCGCAGUCGUCAGACAAUGAGAGCAACCUUCCUAAUCGUCAAGUGCAGACCAGUGUGGAUUCUGAUCAUCUCCAAACAACCUCUUGUGGCGCUGCUCCUUCCCCAUCGCUGCUCCUCAUUACACCACCACCAGCAGUUCGUAUCUCCGACACUAUCAUCAUUCCAUCGAGCGCCAUCCCCAAUGUAUCGACCUCCAAUGAACCGCCUCGGGGUGAUGUUCUUGAUCCUGUGGUCUACGUCGAGAAGCGCCGCUGGUGGCAUCUUGCUCUCCCCAAUGAGCUUGUCGUUUCUCUGCCCCUUCUUAGAUCUGGUGUCAUUUUACAGACUUGUGGACAUGCAGUUCAUCGGGAUUGCUUCCAGAAUUAUCGAGCUCAGAGUAUGCGCCACGGAGGUGGAGCAAUGUCCCGCUGGAUGGCCUCUUGCCCACUCUGUCGUCGUGAUGUCCACUUCCUCCUACCCCUACACGCCGACUAUGAGCCAGAUAAUCCUUCCUAUCACACACCUCCUCCACCCUUAUCAACUCCACUACAUACCUCAACUCCCGAGGUCGCUACCUCUGCUCCUACUGAAAUCGCUGCUGUCACAACUGUUCCUAUGGAACAAUCAGACCUCCCAGUGGCCGAUACACAACCGAAAACGUUCAUAUCUAUCCUCCGCAAGAGACUGGAGGGAUUACCACCGGAACCACACAGUAUCUGGAGUAAUUUGAUCGGAGGAACGGAGGAAGAUCCGCAGCAACGAUUUAGAUUGGUUGCUGGUCUUAUUUCGGGUGUUAGUGAAGUCGCUAUUAUUCUUCGGUCACAAUUCGAAUCGGAAUUGUCGGUUCUUAUGGUGUAUCCGAAUCUUUAUCGCAAUAUCGCCCGUCGUUGCCUAUUCCGUGAAACCAUGAAUUAUCUGCGCCAUGUCUAUUCUUCUCCAUCUGAUAUCCUUUCCCUUGUGGACUCCCUCUCUCCCAGCUCCCUUCCUACCGCCGUCCCAAUUUCUAGCUCCAACAUCCCCCAGAAUUUCGCUAUUUUUAAUGACCCUGUUGAUGUCCUCAUGAUCCUUCUGCCCCACGUCUGGCCUGACGAAGAGCAAUUUAUGGCACUUGGUUCGUCCUGCAUCUGUCUAUCCUAUGCCCGAGCCCUUGUGGGUCUUAUCCUCAGCCAAAUGCCAGAUGGAAACCCAGGAACUUUCGCCUAUGGGCAACGUGCCUCUAUUCAGUGUGCUCAAUCUCGCUUGAAAGAGGUACAUCUCCUUUUCUCAUAUCGUCUUGGCAAAAUUCAAUACACUAUUUUGGCAAUGGCUUCUGCUCUUGAACAACUCGUAGAGCGAACUCCAGCUGCUACCACUACUACAUCCCAACAAACCAAACAGAACUCUUCCGAUUUUACAACAGAACCAUCCGCAUCAUCAUCUUCCCCAACCCUCCUUCCUCCUUCAUCACCGACCCUCAGUUGUAUGAGUGUCCUCUCAGAUCUAGAUUCUGCAGCCAGUCUGGAUGUUGUCCAACUCACUCUUGAUCCUCAAACAGCUAGCCGUCGAUUACAAGAGCAUCUCAUAAGUCAAAUCCUGCCCACGGUUCGUAUCUUUGCUCUGUGUUUGGCCCGUUGGCGUGAUGGGUUGAAACUUCAUAAAGACGAGUCCUUUGAACCUAUUCUUUCACUCUCCCUCCCCUUCGUUGGCAUUUUGAGUGACUCCAAGAAAACCGAUCUCAAUGGGGAGUAUUUUGUGAAGGAAUUUCUCUCUCUGGCUUCUUUCCUAAGAAUUGGAACUCCAGUUCCCGCAAUGUCUGUUGAACAGGAAGAUCCUUUGAUUGGAAUAGGCCCACUCUUGCCUUUUGUACAAGCUGCGGCAAUGCGUUCAGGUCUAACAGCCUCUCUAGAUGGUGUGACAGCUUUGAACGAGAUUCUGCACGGUUGGAUUAGUCAGCUCACCGCUAAUUUAUCUUCGGAGCCGAAUUUAGCGGAGUCAGCAAUUCAAUCGUCAGCAACUUCGCAACACGAUGGAUCGGCGACUGCUCAACUACCGCCAUCCAUUCCAACUCCUGCAACGGCGAGGAUAUAUUUACGUGGAAUGCAACAGCCCCUCCUAUCGAGGCCGUUUCGUGGAAGUCAGAUGUUAUCAACCCUUACUGGAACCUCUAUUCCCAAGCGAAAUUUCUCCCUUGCCGACUGGGUGAAAAAUCUUGGGCCUCUGAUGGCUACAGGAAGGCAGCUCUACCCACCACGACUUAUUAGACCCCCGGAAGCAUUUGAUGAUCUCUUCAACAACCUCCAGGUGGUGAGUUCUGCAAUAACGAAGCAUCCCUUCCAGAAUAAUGUACUCUGCCUUAUAUGUGGUCAACUUCUCUGUGAUAUCUGCUCGCCCAACCUAGCUACACUCCUUUUCAAGGUAAGCACUCAUAAUUUUUAA